Puccinia graminis f. sp. tritici CRL 75-36-700-3 is the source of this 300-nucleotide messenger RNA. RefSeq lists its product as uncharacterized. The coding region runs from base 1 to 300 and encodes 99 amino acids. The record is from RefSeq and is a predicted model, not a curated record. The transcript has 2 exons. NCBI's taxonomy places the organism in Eukaryota, Fungi, Basidiomycota, Pucciniomycetes, Pucciniales, Pucciniaceae.
AUGACCAGCUUCAGCCUUCAGCCUUCAACCUCACAGAAUGAGCGCAUUCAAUUUCAAGCAAUAUGCAGACACACACAACUAGCUGUCCGCCAAGCAACCGAUGCUGUUCGGUUCAACUUCUGGGUACAGAAACACAACAACCGAAUCUUGCUCUCGAUCUCUUGGCUCUCUCCGAUUCCGAACACCACAACCUCGCAGGAAACACCCCAGACGGACGGACACAAACGGACAUGUAGGACUCCUUAUGCUGAUCAAGCUAAACACAAGUUGAGACGGUCGAUUGGCCGGUUCCUACGUUGA